Messenger RNA from Lontra canadensis (Northern American river otter), 1099 nucleotides. RefSeq names its product chromosome unknown C16orf78 homolog (gene CUNH16orf78). The transcript is spliced from 5 exons. NCBI's taxonomy places the organism in Eukaryota, Metazoa, Chordata, Mammalia, Carnivora, Mustelidae. The coding region runs from base 162 to 965 and encodes 267 amino acids. The record is from RefSeq and is a predicted model, not a curated record.
CCAACAUCCCAGCUGUCAGCCUACCUCUGCCUCUUCCAUCCACCACCUAAAGGCCACACCCUGCCAACUGAGGUGCUCCAGGCCAGCUACCAGAAACAGAGGGAUCGACAAAGCAAGAGUGAGCCACCUUCCUGAACCCAGCACACAGCCAGGACUCCUAAAUGAUGGAGAAAUCAGAGCACCUAAAGAAUGCAAUGCCCACAGAGAGGAAGUCCACGUGGAGAACAGCAGAGGAGAGGAGGAUGUCAGACCUCACGCGGGUGCUGGAGUGGCUGGAGCGGAGGCAGGGGAAGAAAAAGCAAGUGUACGAUCUCCAGCAGAAACCCAAGGGGGUAACUGCCCCUAAAACAAAUGGGAAGGAAGGAAAGAAAGACCUAAACAUCCUGAAACAGCAGAAAGGGAACCGCCAGAUGGCGUUUCUCAAGCAGUCCCGAAGGCAAAGCACCAAGAAGGACGGGGACCCCACCAUGCACGGAAAGAUCUAUGGCAGCGUGGACCCAAAGGGAAAACGCCUUAGCAUGAUUCCCAGCAGCUACACCAAGGAUGGCCCCAGGAAAUCCGACCUCGACAUCAAGGAUGCAAUCGCCCUGGAGUCCAUUCAGCGGUCCCUGCCGUACCACCGCCAGAGCGUCCUGGACCCCCUGCUGCAGGAAACGCCGGUCUUCGGUCGGAGGUCGACCCUCCUGAGAGACUGGGUACUAAGCAGGUCCACCGAUAUCUCCUACGAGCGCAAGCUGAAGAGCCUCAUGGAGAAGGGCACCGAGCCCAAGGCGGAACUGGUGAGGAUGCUGAAGCCAGAGGAGGUGCUGAGCUGCCGAUACCUGAGGCUGUCCAAGAACAACAUUCGGACCUUGCUGAAGCUAUGCAAGGACGCGGGCAUGAACGUGGACAUCCACCCCCACAUGGUCGAAGGAGAGAUAGAUGCGAAAAAGGUGUUCAACCAAAACCCCAGCGUGGCCCUCUAGGUCACCACAGGCUCCCUCUGCUGUUGGGCCCUCGGCCCCCAGACGACACCCUCCGGUAUGCCAGGCCUAGGCCUUCAGACCUGGGGCGUCCCUUUUAGACAGUAGCCAUCAGAAAACAAGGCUGAACUGCAUGG